CACUAGCCAAUGGCUGCCUGCCUAAGCUGGGUUCCUGGUCUCCUGGGACCACUAGCCCUCUGUUGAUAGGGAAAAGCCAACAUCUCCUGCAGGACCCCUUAAUCUUCAGGGCAGCUCCCAGAGCAUGGGUCCCUCCUGAUUCCACUGUUAGCCUGAUGUUCCUCACAGUCAAGCUGCUCCUGGGCCAGAGAUGCAAUCUGAAGGUGUCAGGGCAAGAGAGCGUAUCCACGCUGAAGAAACUGGUAUCCAAGCGGCUGAAGGUGCCUGAGGAGCAGCAGCACCUGCUUUUCCGCGGCCAGCUCCUGGAGGAUGACAAGCGCCUCUCCGACUACUGCAUUGGGCCCAGUGCUUCCAUCAAUGUCAUCAUGCGGCCCUUGGAGAAGAUGGCGCUAAAAGAGGCCCACCAGCCCCAGCCCCAGCCCCAGCCCCUGUGGCACCGGCUGGGACCUGUCCUAGCUAAACACUUUGAACCACAGGAUGCCAAGGCCGUGCUGCAGCUGCUCAGGCAGGAGCACGAGGAGCGCCUGCAGAAGAUAAGCCUGGAGGACCUGGAGCAGCUGGCCCAGUACCUCCUGGCAGAGAAGCAGCAUAUGGAGCCAGCUGGAGAGAGGGAGCUCAAGGCGAAGGCACGGCCUCAGAGCUCCUGCGACAUGGAGGAGAAGGAGGAGGCAGCAGCUGAUCAGUAAACGGGCCAUCCUACCCAUUUGCACUCUAGAAUUCUCCCGGCCUCAUCCUUAUGUGUUCCCUGGUGACUUUUCCUACUACUUCCUGCUGGUGUGGAUGCGCCCACACCCCUUUUUGAACCUUCCAAGCAGCUGGAGGGUUUUUGGAUUCCUGUCCCCUCUUGGGCCUGAGGUCCUUCCUCCGAAAUGCAGAGUGACCCGACCCUCAUCACCAUCCUUCCCCUAGAAGGGUUCUGAUCAGUGGAGGGCAGCCCCAAAGGCUGCAGUCCCCUCCUGUGCUGGCAGCUUUGCCCCCACACACCCAGCAGCUCCCCAGGCUGAAAGCAGCCCUGGCCCAGGGUCUCCAUGGUUCUAGGCAGACCCUCUUUCUCCUUUGGAACAGAAAGACAAUGUGAGCUCGUUUUCCUCCAUCCUCAGACCAUGACGUCUCCCCUAGUCUCCCCAGCAGCCAAGAGGAGAGGAAUGUCAGGUAGCUGCCCCUUGCCUUCUGGGUGAGGCUGUCCCUGAUGUUCUCCUGCUUGUGCUUCCAGCUUAAGGGACAGGCACAGCAGAGGUGGGAUUGGGAGGAGGGCACCUACCGGGUGCCAGUCCUGGAGCCCUCAGGGAGACAGACACGGGCCAAGAAUAGCAGGAAACUGAGCCUUGGGCAGAAAAAAAGUUCAGCAAAGUCACACACUCCCUGUGGCCAGCGUGAACAGAGCCAUGCCCCACCCUUCCAGACUGAUCAGUCAGUAGGUAUCACAGCUCACAAUACCUGCCAGCGCUGCCAAAGGCUCCCUGGAAGGAAAAACGGUAUCAUCAGUGAGGAUCCUUGCCCUCACAGAGCACACAGCCUAGAUGCAGAGAACUGGUAUACACAUGAAAAAAGUGGUGACAUGAAA
Molecule: messenger RNA, 1564 nt
Organism: Piliocolobus tephrosceles (Ugandan red Colobus)
Lineage: Eukaryota; Metazoa; Chordata; Mammalia; Primates; Cercopithecidae
Gene: UBL4B
Product: ubiquitin like 4B
Exons: 1
Coding region: 156-686 (176 amino acids)
Molecular function (GO): protein binding
Source: RefSeq, a predicted model, not a curated record